Lichtheimia ornata is the source of this 765-nucleotide messenger RNA. RefSeq lists its product as uncharacterized. The record is from RefSeq and is a predicted model, not a curated record. Gene Ontology annotation, biological process: maturation of LSU-rRNA from tricistronic rRNA transcript (SSU-rRNA, 5.8S rRNA, LSU-rRNA). NCBI's taxonomy places the organism in Eukaryota, Fungi, Mucoromycota, Mucoromycetes, Mucorales, Lichtheimiaceae. The transcript has 3 exons. Bases 1 to 765 code for a protein of 254 amino acids. Gene Ontology annotation, molecular function: structural constituent of ribosome; RNA binding. Gene Ontology annotation, cellular component: cytosolic large ribosomal subunit.
AUGGAAUCCGAGAAAAAGCUGAAUUACGUGCCCGAAACGUUACUGAAGAAGCGAAAGAUCAAUGAGCGAGCUGCUGUUGAGGCUGCACAACAGCGUGCAGAGAUGCGAAAAAAACAAAGAAAGGCCAGUCUACGAACUACGUUUAAGCGAGCCGACCAAUUUGUCAAAGAAUACCGAAAGCAAGAGAAGGAAGGUGCACGUCUCAAAGUAUUGAACAAGGAACGAAAGACCGGCAAAGCAAAGCAUCCUGCAUUGGAGACCGCCAAACCCGAUCAAGUAUUGCUUGUCAUCCGUACCAAGAACACACACAAUGUCCAUCCCAAGAUCAAAAAGACGCUUCGCUAUUUGAGAUUAUCAUCAAUGAAUGAAGGCGUGUUUGUACGAUUGGAUGAAAACACACGGAGGCAACUCAAGACGGUGCUCGCUUACAUUACUUAUGGCGAACCCAACCUCAACACCGUACGAGAUCUCUUGUUGAAGCGUGGAUUUACACUUAUCGAUAACAAGCGCACAGCCAUUUCCGACAAUAUGAUGGUGGAGGAACGAUUGGGUGAACAUGGCAUUAUUUGUGUUGAGGAUAUGAUUCACGAAAUCUUCAAGUGUGGUGAGCAAUUCGACAAUGUGGCAAAGUUUGUUCUUCCCUUCCAAUUGCAUGAACCUGUUCGAAGAUGGAGAGAGAAGCGACUCAAGACCCACAUGGCAGAAACUGAAGGCGAGAUUCCAUACGAGACCGAUGUCAACAAGCUAGUCGAAUUGAUGAAUUAG